Candidula unifasciata is the source of this 531-nucleotide messenger RNA. The record is from the annotation of a GenBank genome assembly. Lineage: Eukaryota; Metazoa; Mollusca; Gastropoda; Stylommatophora; Geomitridae.
AUGUGUGUACAUUGUUUGUACGUGUUGACUUGUGUCGUGGCUACUACUGUAUAUGUACAGAGUUUGUACGUGUUGACUGGUGUCGUAGCUACUACUGUAUGUGUACAGUGUUUGUACGUCCAGGAUUGCCGAAAAGGAUGGCAGUAUUUUGGGGAAUCGUGCUACGGUUUUGGCGCGUCUCGCACAGUCUGGGGAGCUGCUCAAGCGAUAUGUAAAGUCUACAACGGCAAACUGGCAGAGAUUGAAACUUUUGAAGAAAAUGAAUUCCUCAAGAAUCUGGCUAAGUCAAAACAAGCUGACCGUGUAUUCUUGGGAGGGACAGACAUAUUCGGUGAAGGCAACUGGGAGUGGUCCAGCAGCGGGAAACACAUCUUUCCGUUCGUCGACUGGGUGCCCGGUGAGCCUAAUGACAGUUCAGGACAAGAUUGUUUGAUAUUGGACAGACAAAACGAAUACAGCUGGGAUGAUUACUCCUGUAACAUGGCAGUCUAUUUUAUCUGUGAAGCCAAGUCGACAGAAAUCGUUGGUUAG